AUGAAUGAUCAUCCUAUGAGCAAAGUUUCAGACAUGGAAAUUACUGAAGAUAAUUCCGAAGAGAUUGACGAUAUAAAAGUCGAAGUUCCUGAUAAUAAUGAAUCUAGUUUUUGUGAUACUGGAUUAAAUCACGAUCCUGUAGAAUCCGCUUCAAACCAACGAGUACAAAGCGAUGACCUUACAGACAUUAGUCAAAUUAUGGACAAAAAUAAAAGUUUUAAAGCUGAAUCUAUAGAGGAGACCAGGAGUGAAACGCUGGAAAAAGCACCUGACCAACUGACCUUAAAGAGUGAUUCAUCAGAACAUGUUGACCAGGAAGCCACUGUUAUUGAGAAAGAAUUAAAUAUUGAAAGCCCAAACGUGACAUCAGAAGAUUGUAUUUCAGACGAUGAUGAUGAGGAGAAGGAUGAAAUAAUUUCUUUGCAUUAUACGCAAGAGUUUGUAGACCCAGAUCAAGAAAAUGAACAGGAUAUCACAGAAGACGAAAAAAUAAAUGUAUUUACUCUUAAGGUCUUCGAAAAUGUAGAAAAUGCAUUUCAGUCAAUGGAACGGCAUAAAAUACAUUGGAACCGAUUUAAUGACUUUCUUAAAUCAACAACAAUGAUGCUAAGUGAGCCGUAA
Molecule: messenger RNA, 621 nt
Organism: Protopolystoma xenopodis
Lineage: Eukaryota; Metazoa; Platyhelminthes; Monogenea; Polystomatidea; Polystomatidae
Source: the annotation of a GenBank genome assembly